CACGAUUUGUUUUCAACUAAUUGCUUUGAAACCGAUGAAAUUCACUUUGUAAUUUUUUUACUAUUUACCUUUUUAUUUAAUAAAGAAGAAAGAAAAGGGAGUAAAGAAAAAGCACAAAUCCCACUUCUGUCUGGAAAGUCUCAACUCUCUGAACACACAGGUAUCCCAUUGAAACACUCAAUCGAAGAAAGACAGGAGAAACUAAUAAAUGGAAUCCCAAGUAAAAGUAAAAAAAUAAAGAACUUGGUAUAAAUUUACUAAUUUAGUACAAACAAAAGCAAGAAAGUAAACCCAGUAGUGAAUCUCCAAAACAAACAUUAGUUAGAACAAGAGGACAAAAUACUGAUAUGGGUGCAGGCACCUAAUCCUGCUAUUGCUAAUGGUGCUCUUCCUAAUCCUUCCCAGUUCCCACCUUUUAGAAUUCAAAAUAUCUGUUUUUUUAUUUCCUCCAUUUUCUUUAUUCAGAAAAGAAAGAGGAUAGGAAGAAUAAUUUGCCAACCAAAUAAAAUAAAAAGGAAAGAAUAUGAUUAUUAAGUUAUAUGGUGGAGAUUGCAGCAAAGGCAGAGGAGAGGUAGGGAGGGGUUCCAUUGCUGAAGAGGAUAUGAGAGGGACAUCCAGCAAUCAGCUUCAGCUGAGAGAUAUGCUGCUGGUCUAGAGAGAGAAUCUAGAUAGAGAAAGAAGCUAACCCAGAUUGGGUUUUUGUGUGAAGAAGGAAGGAAGCAGAAGAAGAAUCAGGGAAGGGGAAGGGUUUAAGAGGAGGGGUUUAGGUCUACCAACUGGUAGUUAAGAGAUUGAAACUCCUUAACCAAAUCCCCAUAAGAAAGAAACUAACAAGUUGUGAGCUUUACCAACAACAACAGCAGCAAGCAACAUAAGGAGGAGAUGGGAGAAUAAGCUCUAGAAGGCUGCUGCUGAAUCCACAAGAAGAAGGGGAAGUCAAGCUGAUUACAGUCUCCACCAACCACCAAGAUAUAGCCUUUUCUUCUUACUCAUCAUCAUAAUUCUAUCUCUCUCUCUCUCUCUCUCUGCUUUCACUCUCUAGCUGCUAUUUUCCUUUCACUCUCAAACUUCGUUUCAACAAACUGUUGGAUGGGGAUUUGAGGCUUGAAGCAACAAAGCUCCAACCAAAGCUAAGAAAAGAAAGGGGAUCCAGAGGGAAAGAAGGAAGGAAAGAAAGAAAGCUUAGCCUAACCCUCCCACCACCACCACCACCACCACCAUUUCAACAAAAAAGGGCCACACAGUGAUUGCUACAAACAGAAAGCUAUCAUUUGGUAUUCCCCUUUGAGAAAGAAAGGCAAAGAAAGAGAAGAGAGGGAUGCUCACGUGGGGAUUUUUCUAUGGAAUGAUGGAUGGAGAAUAUAUGAUGGGAGGAGAUAAAAGAUCAAAAGUGAGAGGAAGAGACUUAUGAUCCCUCCCCCACAACGAGCAGAAAAGAAGAAAGCGAGAGAAUAGUUCAUUGCCAUCUCCUUUCAAUUAUCACUUCCUAUCUUUUCAGAGGAAAAAGAAGACAGGGGUGGGGGGAAAAGAAGGAAUUUUUUUGCUUCUUCUAGCCUUUGUUUCUCCCUCUCCUAGAGUGUAUAUUCCUUGAGGAAGGACUUUGUAUAUUGUUAUUUUUGUUGGGUUCUUCUUCUUCUUGUUCUAAGUUAGUGGUGGAUCGAUCGAUGUGUUUGAGGUUUCCCUGUUCCCUGAGGCACCCACAAAACUGUUUACUGGUUUCCAGGUACAAAUUUUUUAUUCAGCCAUUAAAUUAAGCUUCCCUUUUGCUGCCAAAGUUUUCAUCUUUUUGUUUUGCAUUCUUCUUAUCUCUUGGCUGUCUCUUUCUCUCCUCCAUGUGCUUGAUGGAAAGGAAGAGAAGAAGAGGAAGAUGGGUUUUAAGUGGUGGUGACUGUGGUGAUGUCCCAAUAGGGAAAUUGUUAAUUUAUUGGCAACUUUUGUGUGUGUUGGAAUGAGCAAAAAUUGAAUAUGCUGUUGUGUAGGGAUUUGCAGAUUCUGGGUUUGUCUUGUUUGUGUUCUUUUGCAGGAGGGUGUUCCUUUUCCUCUUCUUCUUCUUCUUUUUCUAUCUUGGGGUUUGUUUGGGGUUGGUGGAUGCUUCUGUUCUGAAAGUUUUGUUUCCUUGAUCUUCUUUUUUAUUCUUGGGUGGUGUCUUAAGUUACUUAAUGUUGUGUACUAGAUUGGUCAUUUCCCCCCCUCUUUUACCUUGCCUCUUGGGACAACUAGGAACCAGGAGAUGAUGAAGUUGUCAGAGAGACGAAGUUGAGAAGGGGGUGACUACGCGUGCAAUCUGAUUAGAAGAUCUUAACAUAAGAGGGAAAAGGAGAAGCUCAUGAUUUGAAAUAAAAAAAUGGCAACUUACUAUCCCAGUUCCAGCAAUGAGAGGGAGGCUGCUGCUACUCCAAUGGUAUAUCUUCCUGGUGCAUAUUCCGAGACUCCAGUUCUUACCGGCAACAUGAUGAUGUACAUGAAUCCCGGGUCAUACUCAGAUGCAUUACCUAACAAUGCUCAGCAGCAAAACAACUGCAUUGAAAUUCAGUCUGUAGAGGGAUCAACAUCAACCCAGCAGCAGCAGCAGCAGCAGCAGCAGCAAGAGAUACUGACGAAUUUUGAUGGAUCACGAGUCGGUGAGCAUGAUUUCAAUGCUUGGAGAGAUGGCAGAAAUGAGAUGCUUGUUAUGCACUCGAUCGCUGGUACUUCUAGCAACAUUCUUCACCAGAAUUUGCAAGGACAAGGCUUGUCUUUGAGCUUGGGGACACAAAUCCCAUCUGGAAUUCAAAUGCCUUACCGGAAUGCUAACCCAGGAUUUACAUCAUUCUUAAGUCCCAAUCCAUCUACUGUAGCUGAGAGCCCAACUGGUAGGAAUGAUCAACCAAGGAGUGCUGAGUUUUUGGGACAUGGUGUCUACCUUGGUGGAGGAGUUCAUCAGGAUGCUGGCAAUAAAGGGGAAUAUGCACAGUAUGGAAUGACGAGUAUAGCAAGAACCAUUCCUAAUUCCAAGUAUCUCAAGGCAGCACAACAACUGCUUGAUGAAGUCGUUAAUGUUCGGAAAGCUCUGAGGCAGGCUGAUAAGGACAAGAGCCAGAAAACAAAUGAGAAUGAUAUGAACAACAGCUCCAAGGAAGGAGACAGUGGAUCAAAGAAUGAUGAAUCUCUGAACAAUUCAGCCAACGAGCUUUCGCAUUCUGAAAGACAGGAGCUGCAGAAUAAGUUGACAAAGCUCUUGUCCAUGCUGGAUGAGGUUGACAGAAGGUACAAGCAGUACUAUCACCAGAUGCAGAUUGUAGUGUCGUCAUUUGACGUCAUAGCAGGCUGUGGGGCUGCCAAACCGUAUACAGCUCUCGCCUUGCAGACCAUAUCUCGCCAUUUCCGGUGCUUGAGGGACACCAUUAACGGACAGAUUAAGUCUGUCAGGAAAAGCUUAGGUGAGCAAGAGACAUCAGAGAAUAGCAAAGGUGUUGCAAUAACACGGCUUCGGUAUGUCGAUCAGCAGCUGAGGCAGCAGAGGGCUCUUCAGCAGCUUGGCAUGAUGCAACAACACACUUGGAGGCCACAGAGGGGACUGCCCGAGAACUCUGUCUCAAUUCUUCGUGCCUGGCUGUUCGAGCAUUUCCUUCAUCCUUAUCCGAAGGAUUCAGACAAGAUUAUGCUGGCUAGGCAGACUGGAUUAACUCGAGGCCAGGUCUCAAAUUGGUUCAUCAAUGCACGAGUACGUCUCUGGAAGCCGAUGGUGGAAGAGAUGUACAAAGAAGAACUCGGCGAUGCAGAGAUGGACUCCAACUCCUCCUCCGAGACGGCUGCUGCCAGAGCACUCUCAAGGGCUGACAUGAGAAGCUCCGAGGACCAAGGUGAAGAAAUGCAGCACCAACAACAAAGUGUGACCUCAUCUUCCGCGAUAGAACAAGCUAUGGAGAAAACGUCUGAUCAUCAUCAUCAACAUCAUCUUGUUCACGACAUGGAUAUGGUUGGAGGCUCAACCGCGAGGCCCCAAUUCCAAUUCGGCACAACACAUGGGAGGCUUGAUGUCGACAAUUGUGGCCUUUACAAUGAGGCCAUUGUUGGGGGAGGUGGUGAUAGUAGAUUCAUGGCAGCAGCUGCUGCAGCGUACCAGAUGCAGGAAAUGGGGAGGUACGGUGGCGGGAGUGGGGGUGGUGUGUCGUUGACAUUAGGGUUGCAGCAUUGUGAAGGUGGUGGUGGUGGAGGAUUACCAAUAUCCAGUGCAAGCCAUCAUCAUCAUCCUAACCACGGAUUUGUUUCCAUGAGAGGUGAUGAUAUCUAUAGUGCAGCAGCAGCCGCAGCAGCAGCGUCGUCUGUAGGUGGAGAGACGAGUGAGUUUGAAUGUGUAAACCCGGGGAGUAGGCAGCAACACAGGUUCAGUUCCUCCCAUUUGUUACAUGAUUUUGUAGCGUGAAAAUGGUCGAAUCCAGAUUCGACCAGGAUUGGCUUGUUGAUGGUGAAGAAGGGAAAAGCUUGUGUAUACAAACACUGUUGUAGCAUAUUCAGCAAAGAAGUGGGAGGGGCCAGAGGGGAGUGGGGUGGGGUAGAAUAUUUGUAAAGAUACAUAAUUUUUUUGGCUGUCUAAAGAAUGUGGGAAGAGUUAAGUGUACAAUUAAGUAGUGUCACAAUUGGGGUUAUUGGUGAAAGGGGGGAAAACAGAAUACAUUCAUGGUUUUGAAAUAAAGAUUGUUAUGAAUUGGUAAAAACCAUUGGUCUUUUCUCUUUUGAUUGUAGUAACACCAGCUUGUUGAGUAGAGACUGGGGAGUUGCUAGCUAGGCAAGGUUGAUUAUCUUUGAAGAA
This is a messenger RNA of Linum tenue, 4792 nucleotides long. The record is from the annotation of a GenBank genome assembly. NCBI's taxonomy places the organism in Eukaryota, Viridiplantae, Streptophyta, Magnoliopsida, Malpighiales, Linaceae.